This is a messenger RNA of Fusarium vanettenii 77-13-4, 1002 nucleotides long. RefSeq lists its product as uncharacterized. Lineage: Eukaryota; Fungi; Ascomycota; Sordariomycetes; Hypocreales; Nectriaceae. The record is from RefSeq and is a predicted model, not a curated record. Gene Ontology annotation, molecular function: hydrolase activity, hydrolyzing O-glycosyl compounds. Gene Ontology annotation, biological process: carbohydrate metabolic process. The transcript is spliced from 4 exons. Bases 1 to 1002 code for a protein of 333 amino acids.
AUGCACGCCUUUUCAACAAUCUCGGCUCUUGUUGGCCUGUGGUCAUGCCUUGCCUCUGGUUUUACAAAUCCCAUCAAGACCGGCAGUGAUCCCCAUAUUGCCUACCAUGAUGGAAUGUACUAUUUGACGUCUACAACUUGGACUGAUGUUCGCAUUACGACAGCCUCCACUAUCGAGGGCCUAAAGACGGCAGAAUCCCACAUCAUAUGGUCCGAUAGGUCAAACCCGGCUAGAGCAUGCAACUUUUGGGCUCCGGAGAUGCACAAGGUUGGCGAUCGUUGGUACGUCUACUUUUCGGCAAGCUUGUGCAAUUCCGACUGGGGCAUCGUGUUGCCGUCCUUGAGGGUAUACGCGCUAGAAGGAGGCAGCGAGAACCCUCUCUCUGCCGAUUAUAAAAUCUCGGACCCUGUUUUACCUCCUAAUUAUAACGCUGGUAUGCUUGAUGCGACCCUUUUCGAUAUUGAAGGCACUACGUAUUUUCUGGCAAUUGAUGGCCCCGAAAGCCCUGACGGAGCAUCCCUCUGGAUUGCUGAACUCCUUUCACCAACUACUUGUGGAAAUGCGACUAUGAUAGCAGCGCCCGAGUUCGACUGGGAGCAAGAGGAUUCUGCCGUUCUUGAGGGACCGUAUGGCAUUAUAUCUCCCGCCGGCACCAUCUAUGUGGCCUACUCGGCCGACUCUUGCAACACACCUGCCUAUAAGCUCGGCGUCAUGAAGUUCACCGCCGGAGCUGACCCGCUGGAUCCUGAAUCAUGGACCAAGUCUCCUGAACCAAUCUUUCAGACCAUGAAUGGUCUCUAUGGACCAGCUCAUAAUGCAUUCUUCAAGAGUCCCGACGGCACGGAGGACUGGCAGGUCUUCCACGCCAAUCUGAAUGCCAAUGAUGGCUGCGGCAGUACCCGCAAGACCUUUAUCCAGCCUGUCAACUGGAAGGAUGACCAGAUUGACCUGGGGGAGCCCCUUCCUGUUGGUGUUGAGAUUAAGGCACCUUCAGGAGAGUAA